AUGAAAAAUAUCAUUAAAAAGCUUGGUUUGGAUUAUAAAAAGAUUGAUGUACGCCCAAAUGAUUGUGUGCUUUUCUGGAAAGGUAAAAUUGGAUUAGAUAAAUGCCCAACUUGUGAUGCAUUGCGGUGGAAAACAUCAAAUGAUGGAACAAUCAUAGAAUUGGCUAAUGGUAAAAAGGUUCCAGUAAAGCGGGAAAAGAAUGGCAAGAUGAGGCAUCCUGCUGAUUCAUGUGCAUGGAAAGAAUUUGAUGAGAGGCAUUAUGAUUUUUCUAAGGAUCCUCGAAAUGUAAGGCUUGGCUUAAGUAGUGAUGGUUUUAAUCCUUUUGGCCCCAAGGGUCUAGGAAAUGAUAUUGAUGUGUUCUUAGAACCUCUAAUUGAUGAGUUAGAAAUACUAUGGAAGGUCGGUGUAGAAACUUAUGAUGCCUCAAGAUGUGAAACAUUCACAUUACAUGCAGCUUUAAUUUAUACCAUCGACGACUUCCCUGCCUAUGGUAACCUCUCUGGUUGGCCAACAAAAGGUAAACGUGCAUGUCCUUAUUGUAAUGUUGAUACAUGCUCUAUAUAUCUUAAAGGAAGCAAGAAAUCAAAAGAUACUACCCUCUCACGUCUUGAUUUAGUACAUUUGAACAUAAGGAAGAAUCUCCACCCAAAAGAAGUUAGUGGGAAGACAUAUCUACCUCCUGCGAAUUUUACACUAAGUAAGAAAGAAAAGGAAGAGAUGUUAGCUGUAUUAGCUUCUGUUAGAGUUCCAAAUGGUUAUGCAGCAAAUAUUAAAAGGAGGUUUGUUGAUGGUAAACUUUCUGGUUUGAAAAGCCAUGAUCAUCCUUUCUUUGAUAUAAUGGUACACUUAGUUAUACAUUUACCAUAUGAAGAAAAGAUUCUCGGUCUAGUUUUCCAACGCUGGAUGUAUCCUAUAGAAAGGUAUCUGCAAACGUUACAAUCAUAUGUGAGAAAUAAAAGUUGUCCAGAAGCAUCUAUUGCAAAUGGAGCCCUUGCUGUAGAAUGUCUUGGUUUUUGUGCUCGAUAUAUGCAAGAUGUGGAAACAAAAGAGAAUAGACCAUCAAAGGAAAAUGAAGGGAAUGGAAAUGACGUACAUAUAGGAUUGUCAAUUUUUUCCUUAAAAUGUCGUGCAAUGUCAAAAAAGAAAAACUACAAGCCUGGUUAUUAUGUAAUUGAACAAGCCCAUAACUACGUUUUAGCUAACUGUGAGACAAUUCAGGUUUACGCAAGGGAGUAUUAUAAGGCUCUCUGUGAGCAAUACAACAAUAACUAUGAGAUUAUUGAUGAUAUGUAUAAAAGAAAUUUUUCAAAGUGGUUUGCUAACAGUGUUUCAAUGCAUGUGUCUAGUGACACUUGUGUAGCUGAUGAUCUGAAAUAUCUUAGUUGUUUUCCUAGCAUGUGGGUGAAUACAAUGACAAAAUUCACUUGCAAUGGUUAUCGAUGGCGUGUGAAGAAAAUUGAUAAAGGAUGCGUAACUCAAAAUUCUGGGGUGGUUGUUAAUGCAGACACAAAUGCUGGAAAUGUAGCAUACUUUGGAGUCUUAACUGAAAUUUUGGAAUAG
Chenopodium quinoa (quinoa) is the source of this 1560-nucleotide messenger RNA. RefSeq lists its product as uncharacterized. Bases 1 to 1560 code for a protein of 519 amino acids. The transcript has 8 exons. The record is from RefSeq and is a predicted model, not a curated record. Lineage: Eukaryota; Viridiplantae; Streptophyta; Magnoliopsida; Caryophyllales; Amaranthaceae.